AUGGUUGCGCGACCUGGCAAGAAGAGGAAAGUGAACGACGAUGAUGAUGAAGUUAAGGUCGUCGACGACGUCUUCGAGACCUGCACUUCUGCUCAGCAUGAGGUCAUCAACCUUGCCGCCAGCAUUGCUGCCAGGCGAGCAGAGCUCGAGCAAGAGAAGGCCAAGAUGCUCUCCGAGAGCUUGCGAGAGCAGGGGAUCAAGCAGGAGAAAGACUCUCUCCUCUUGCUCAGACCCAGCAGCAUCGUGAAGCUAAACGUCGGAGGCACCAAGAUUGAUGUCAAGCGCAGCACAGUGACUGGCUUCCCGUCGAAGCUGAGGUGGAUGCUAAGCGGGCGGUGGGAUCACGUCUACAAGCAUGACAGCGAAGGUCGGAUCUUGCUGGACUACGACGCCAGCUGGCUGGAGCCUAUCAUCAACUACCUGAGAGAGCUUGCCAUGCAGCAGUCGCCGAUGCCGAUGGAGCCGCCCAAGGUGGAUGGGGAGAAUGAGAUCGGCUUCAGAUACCUGACGCGAGCGCUGGGGCUGGAUGGUGUGAUCGUGAACAACAAGCAGAUGGAUGUCGAAGAGGGCCUGCUCAAGUCAUGGGCAAGACCACCCAUGACUCAGAGCAUCGCGUCAGCCGUCGGAUGUGGGAAGGAACGCUGCGACUUCAAGCUGCUGUACCGGGCCAGCCGAGACGGCUUCUCGAUAGGGACGCAGCAGCAAAAGUGCCAGGGAGAGUCGAACACCCUGACGAUCGUGCGGGACACUGACGGAAACGUUUUCGGAGGCUUCUCGGACGCAGCUCGAGAGUUUAACGGCAGUUACUCGAGGUCGGGGAAGAGUUUUCUCUUCAAGCUCUCUUCCGGAGAGAUUCAGGACCCAGCAGGCCUAAAGCUCUUCCGGGUGCUGCCGGGAAAGGAGGAGAAGGCAGUCCUCAAUGACCCUCAGUCCUAUGCCGCGUACGGCGAUGGUGCGGACUUGCGCAUUGCCAACGAAUGUCAGAGUUCAGCGAUCAGUCGGUGCAACCUGGGGCACACGUAUGAUAAGUCGGACGGACAACCUCACGAGCUCACAGGAGGGAAGCCGAACUUCCAAGUCGCCGAGCUGGAGGUGUGGAAGGUGUCGCUGGAGCUGGACAAGGCAAAGGAGGCUCCGCCUACUGCAGAGAGGAUCCCUCGUGACUGCAGCAAGGUGCUAGGAGGGCUGACGAAGCAGUUGGACGCGCUCGAGGCCUUCCAGUACAAGCUGCUGACGAGAGGAGUGGAGUUGUGCCAGGAGGCGCGAGUGCUGGACGAGGAGGCAGAGGACCUCAAGGCGGAGAAGGCGUACAUGAAGGAAGUGGCGAAGGCGAUUAGUCAGGAGAAGGUCGUGUUCUUCAACGUCGGGGGUAGGAAGCUCUACACGAUGAAACAGACGCUGGCGCUUGUCCAGGGCUCCAAGCUUUACAAGAGAUACGCGAGCGGCAAUGGAGAGGUGCCGGAGGGCGACCUGGACGACGACGGAGACAUCUUCCUGGACGUGAACCCUUACUGCUUCGGGAAGAUCGUCUCGCACCUCCGGACUCGCAGGCUGCAGGAGAGCCUCAAGGAAGACGUGAAAGGGCUUCCUCCUGCCAUGCUCCAGGUCAGGGCCACGGAGGAGGCGUCGUUCAAGCGGAUGCUGGCCUUCUUCGAGCUGGACUGGGACGAGCUGGAGGGAAGAAACCUAGACCCUCGUCUCCCUGAUUCCAUCUUCUCCCGCCACUACUCGAAGCUGCAGCCAUACCUGUCAAACUGUACUGUGGAAACCAAGUGGAGGCUCGUCUGGCGAGGCAGCAAGGACGGUUAUUCAGCUGCUGAGAUACACAAGAAGUUAAGCCAGCCGGUAGUCCAGCGCCAGCUCGUGAUGGUGAAGGAUGGGCAAGGAAACAUGUUCGGCGGCUUCACAGACGUGUGGCAAGUUGGGGGAACAGGUUACAUCCAUUCGGCUUCCUCCUUCUUGUUCAGCCUUCGUCGAGCAGGACUGACUGAUGAGCAAUCCUUCAAGAUAUGUGGUAUGAAACCCGGCAUGAACAAUCACGGUAUGCUGCUUGGCGACGGCAACAUCUACCACUUCGGUCAAAGGGACUUGAUAAUCGUUACUAACUGCAACAAGAACAGUUCGAGCUCCUGCGGCGGCAUCGGAAACACCUUCAACAACCAUGGCGUACCUCAUCUGCUGACUUCAGGAGCACCAUCCUUCAAAGUAGACGAACUCGAGAUCUGGACUUUGGCCUAG
Messenger RNA from Guillardia theta CCMP2712, 2238 nucleotides. RefSeq lists its product as hypothetical. The transcript has 4 exons. The coding region runs from base 1 to 2238 and encodes 745 amino acids. Gene Ontology annotation, biological process: protein homooligomerization. NCBI's taxonomy places the organism in Eukaryota, Cryptophyceae, Pyrenomonadales, Geminigeraceae. The record is from RefSeq and is a predicted model, not a curated record.